Molecule: messenger RNA, 2092 nt
Organism: Prunus avium (sweet cherry)
Lineage: Eukaryota; Viridiplantae; Streptophyta; Magnoliopsida; Rosales; Rosaceae
Product: mitochondrial-processing peptidase subunit alpha
Biological process (GO): proteolysis
Cellular component (GO): mitochondrion
Molecular function (GO): metalloendopeptidase activity; metal ion binding
Source: RefSeq, a predicted model, not a curated record
CUCUGUCCGUCGAUGUCAAAUCUUGUGAUCAAAUUUAACCGUACAGAGUUCUCCCUCUAGAAAAUUCCAUACACGGUGUGUCGGUGGCCAAUGGUGGGGGGCACAACCCGCGCUAACCAGUGAGUUCCUCACGGCGGAGUCUUCUCCUCCACCCUUCUGACACCUUUUUCCAAAUUUCACAGACACGGCGGAGUCCGUACAGUCUAGGAUUUUGGUUGUGUGAUCAUCAGCAUCCAUCGCCAUGUUCAAAACCGCAGCUUCGCGCCUUAGGGCUCUCAAGGGUCGUACAAGUACAUUCAAUAGGGGAGUGGCCAGAUUUUCAAGUUUGAAUGAUGUUGCCACGAAGCCGCCGUCCUCCUCUCCUUUUGGAGUUCUUUUUGGCUGGCUGACUGGGGGAAAGUCCAGGUCUAUGCCUCCUCUAGACUUUCCACUUUCAGGCAUCAAACUCCCACCUGCAUUGCCUGACUAUGUUCAACCAGUGGAACCCAAGAUUACAACUCUGCCAAAUGGUAUCAAAAUAGCUUCUCUGAAGUCAGAGAAACCAGCAGCUUCAGUAGGUUUAUAUGUUAAUUGUGGUUCGGUCUAUGAGACACCGGCAUCAUCUGGCGCCACUCACCUUCUGGAGCAUAUGGCAUUUAAGAGCACAAGAAACCGAAGCCAUUUGCGUAUUGUGCGGGAGGUGGAGGCAAUUGGUGGCAACGUGCAGGCCUCAGCUUCUCGGGAGCAGAUGGCUUACACCUUCAAUGCUCUAAAGACUUAUGUUCCUGAAAUGGUAGAGCUUCUUAUUGACUGUGUUCGGAACCCUAUUUUCCUGGACUGGGAGAUCAAUGAGGAGCUUCAGAAGGUGAAACAUGAUAUUAGUGAAGCCUCCACCAACCUUGAAGCCCUUGUUUUGGAAGCUGUUCACUCUGUUGGUUACAAGGGUGGCUUGGCAAAUCCACUUUUAGCCCCAGAAUCUUCAAUUAGUAGACUGAACAGUAACAUUUUGGAGGAAUUUUUAUCUGAAAAUUAUACUGCUCCUCGAAUGGUACUUGCGGCUUAUGGUGUUGAACAUGAGGAGCUUCUAAAAAUUGCAGAACCACUUUUGUCUGAUCUCCCCAGUGUCCCUCCUGCCAAGGAGCCAAAAUCUGUGUAUACUGGAGGUGAUUACCGUGGUCAAGGUGAUUCAGGGGAAACUCAUUUUGCUCUUGCAUUUGAACUUCCUGGUGGUUGGCUCAAUGAGAAGGAUGCAAUGAUUGUGAAUGUUCUUCAGGUGCUAAUGGGAGGAGGUGGAUCUUUUUCAGCUGGCGGACCUGGAAAAGGGAUGCACUCACGUCUAUAUUCUCGUGUGUUAAAUCAACAUUUAGAAUUACAUUCCAUUUCAGCAUUCAGUAGCAUCUACAACAAUACUGGCAUUUUUGGCAUCCAAGCUGCCACUGGUUCAGAUUUUGUCACAAAAGCCAUUGAUAUAGCAGCUAAUGAGCUUAUUGCGAUUGCAACACCUGGAGAAGUCGACCAGGUACAGCUAGAUCGUGCUAAAAAGUCAACAAAGUCCUCCAUUCUUAUGAAUUUGGAAUCCAGAAUGGUUGUUGCAGAUGAUCUUGGGAGGCAAAUUCUGACGUACAAUGAAUGGAAACUGAGCCAACUCUUGAAGGCUGUGGAUGAGGUUUCUUUGGAGGAUAUUGCUUCAAUUGGUCAAAAGCUUUUAUCUUCCCCUCUUACAAUGGCAUCAUAUGGAGAUGUUACUAAAGUCCCAAGCUAUGACUCAGUCAGCAAAAAGUUCCAUGUAAAAUGAGUUGGUUUCAUGCACUGAACUGGGUAGUAACCUGAUUCGUAGUGUUUCAACGUAUGCAUUUACAGAGCUCCUAUACAAGAAUUUCAGAUAAACGAGGAAACUUUGUACAUUAUUUCAGAGUGUCAACCAAUAAAUUGAUGAUUCUGGAUAAGCAGCAUUUUGAUACGUACGGCUUAUAUAAAUUUUUGUUGGUAGAGUUUGUCAGGCUGUGAGUUGCAGUGCCAUGUAUGAUCUGUCAUAUAUAUUUUUAGCUUGAUUUACCCGAUAACCCGACGCAAUUCAAGCUAUUGUGAUUAGUAUUAUAAUCAUUAUUAUUAA